Molecule: messenger RNA, 4542 nt
Organism: Acanthoscelides obtectus
Lineage: Eukaryota; Metazoa; Arthropoda; Insecta; Coleoptera; Chrysomelidae
Source: the annotation of a GenBank genome assembly
GUUUCUUUUUUUUUCAGUUUCGUCGAAGUGUCGCUGACGUCUUGCAACCACAUCAUGAUGAUCAUUUCCUACUACGUUGGCUACGAGGUAAAAUUAGUAACUUAUAGAAAUAAACUAAUGCAACAGCAACUCGCCAAACUUAGCUUGAACAGAGUAGAAUUUAAUAAAUAAUAAAAGCUUCUUUAGGACCGUGGAUAAAGAAAAACAUAAGCAGACACUACAAGUAUGUCGUCAACUAUACACAGUUUAACCGUCAAGAUACAUAGUUCCACAAUCCGCAUACUCGUGUCUUCAACGAAUGUUGAAAUAGCUUCGAAAUCGAUUUGUCGAGUUGAAAAGCUGUAUAGAAUAUAAAUAAAUAUUCAUUACUUUUGAUAGGUCUUUUUAAACUGAUAUUUCUGUUUCUAAUAGCUAGGUCAUGGAAUCCGGAAGCGGCAGAAAAGAUGUUACGACAGGUAAGCUACUUCAGAAUACAGAAUCGUUGCUAGUCGCACAAAUGUGGAUAAAAGUCGUUGAUGAUGGGUUAAUGCAGUCUUUCUAUUUUCUAACUACUGCUUUCACAUCGAUAAGCAGUAGUUAGAAGUUACCCAAAAACAAAAUAGUUUUAACAUUCUACUAGAAGCAUUAAUGACGUCACUCCUGUUCAUGAUAUUUAAGGUUAUGGUGAACUAUUUUGACAGAUGUGAUAGCCAUCUGCCACCAGUGACAUAAAAAAGAAUCGUUUUCCGCUAUUUUUAUUUGGCCAGUACAGGUUUCUGAAUCCGAUUAUGAAUUUUCGUUGGCGUUUCAAUUUGAAAUGUUCCAUACUAGUUCGAGUGGAGUAUGAAAUAGCUUCACACAAUCCAGUCUGACUUAUAUCACAAUAUCACAGCCAGUGACGCUUACAGUGGUGACAGAUAACAGGACUGACGUCAUCAUAACUGCUAUAUGUGCCUAGCCGUUUCAUGCUUCUUGGCAAUCAUCAGCACGGACUAACCUUGGAACUAACCGAAAGUAUCCCCUAUCGGUCUAUCUGCUUACUUUAUUUGUCCUACCUUGUGCAAUUUUAACUUUUCGUAUUCUCUGAACCAUUCUGCAUGGAAUAUUUCAAAAUGAAAACAAAAUCAAAAGUAUAACGUCUUCCCUAUCGAAUAUGUUCAUAAGCAUCAUAUAUAAUUUCUGCUUGAGCCUCGGACUUUUUACAAAUUAUUAUCGUAAAAAUAACUCAGAUAAUGCUAAUAGUGUAAAUAAAUAUUUUUCUCUCGGUUCACCAGUACAUUAAACCUUCACUUAUCGUUAAUACGCAAAAGCGCAUAUAUUAAUAUUCCCCAGUUUACUGUCGUUAAAAGACUGACAGCUGAUAAAAUGCAAAUAAAGCGUAAUGCACUAAGGUGUGGCGUAGACUAGCGUCUGGGUUAUAUGGAUAUUACUUUUAUCUGGUCCUUGAUAUCCAAAGUUUAGCAAUAGUUGCAACUUUUCCGGAAACCAGACUAUGAUCACAACGAUGAUGAUGACGAUGACGAUGAUGAUGACAAUGAUGUUGACGAUGAUGAUGACGAUAACGAUUAUCUCGACGAUGACGAUGAUAAUGACGAUUAUGAUGAUGAUGAUGAUAAUGACGAUAACGAUGACCACGACGAUGAUGAUGAUGACGAUGAUUGCGACGACGAUGAUGAUAACAAUGAUCACGACGAUGAUGAUGACGAUAACGAUGACCACGACGAUGAUGAUGAUGACGAUGAUUGCGACGACGAUGAUGAUAACAAUGAUCACGACGAUGAUGAUGACGAUGGCAAUGAUGAUGAUGAUGACGAUGAUAGCUAUGAUGAUGAAUAUGAGUAUCACAAAAAAUCCAUACAUACUUAUUACUGAUACAUUGUUUAUAAUAAUAAUAAGAAUAUUCAUUCAACAAAAGACACUUUGUAACAAAUUGUAUCGGGAUGGUCAAGGAUAGAAAAUCGAAUUCAUAAAGCCUAUAAGAAGGUAAAAAUGAAAAAUACACAUUAAAAGCAAUAGUAUAAAUUAUUAAAAAUGGAACAUACAAACUCAUGAAACUACUCAACAUGCAUUUGAGAAGAACAGUAAGAACUCAUCAACGCUAUAAAAACAUUGAUAAACCAAAAAUUUCUUGCGGUACUGCACAAACAAAUUAAAAUUGACAAUCGACUUAAUCGAUCGAGGAAAGCGUUGAACAGCCUUACACCUAGACAGUCAGGGACAGUCAUGCCAAUUAUGUAUUACCUCUAUGGUGCGUAUAAGUAAUCACUUUGUCCUGUACACAGAUAUUGGCAACACUUGGCAGUUUAUUAAUACAUAUUUUUAAAAAAAUCUCUCUUACAAGACUCUUUGCUAGGUACACCUACCAGUCAUCUAACUACCCUCUUCUGGGCUGAAAAAACGUCUAGCGAAUCUGUGCUCAUACCUCAGAAACACACACCAUAACGAAGUUUGCUACUAACGUCUCAGCGCUGACCAGAAAUUGUUAACCAAAAAUGCUACCGAGUGUAUGUUGGAGAUUAGUUAUUGUCAAUGAAAUCCCCAACUCAAACACAAGUGCAUACCUAGAAAUUUUAAGCUUUGACAGCUAUUUGUGAUUAUGGAGGAAUUUACCCGUAGCAGUAAAUUGCCAUAAUCUCUCUUUGUUAUGAGAAGGAUGACGAUGACGAUAAUCACGACGAAGAUGAUGAGGAUGAUGCUAAAUAACUAUGGUGAGGAUGAAGAUGACGAUGACGACGAUGAUGAUGAUGACGAUGACGAUGACGAUGACGAUACCGAUGAUGAUGAUGAUGAUAACGACGAUGGCAAUAACGAUGGCAAUGAUUAUUCAUCAAAAAUUCUACUAAGUGUAGCUUGGACAUUAAUGAUUCGCACUGAAAUCUGCCACUCAAACACAACGCUAAGUGCAUACCUAGGAAUUUUAUGCUUUAACAGCUAUUUGUGAUUACGGAGGAAGUUGCCACCUGUAGGAGUAAAUUGUCUCAAUCUCUGUUUGUUUUGAUGAUGAUGGUGACGAUGAUCAUGAUGAUGACGCUGACUAUGACGAUGACGAUAGCGAUUAUCACUACGAUGAUGAUAACGAUGACAAUAUUGAUGAUAACUAUGAUAGUGACUAUGAGGAUAACGAAAAAUUCCUUAUACUCUGUUCAUACUUCACCAUUAUCUAUAAAUGUUAGUCAUCAUGUUUUUUAUUUUCUUCAAUUAUACAACUUUCACAAUAAUUGCGUUGAAAUGAUAGCAUUCUAAUCCACUUAUUAAUUAGUCGAUGAAAUGGAGGCAACAGUGGGAAGUUGACGGAGCUCUUAAAGAUUGGGUACCACCUGAGGUUCUUCAGAAGUUUCAUCCAAGCGGCACCUCAGGGUACGAUAAAGACGGAGCGCCGGUGAUCGUAGUACCUUUUGCUGGCCUAGACGUUAUAGGAAUUCUUCACUCAGCAUGUCGACAAGACAUGAUCAGAAUGACCAUCAAGGUAUUGGAACACAACCUGGCGCUAGCAGCAAAGACCGGGGAAAAUCAGGUUGUAGUUAUUUUUGACAUGGAAGGAUUCAACCUACGGCAAUAUGCUUGGAGACCAGCUGCUGAAGUUGUGAUAUCGUUGAUACAAAUGUACGAAGCAAAUUAUCCAGAAAUUUUAAAAGCUUGCUAUAUAAUUAAUGCUCCUCGAGUUUUUGCGAUAGCAUUCAACGUAAUCAAGAAAUUUCUCAACGAGUACACCUUAGGAAAAAUUCAAAUUUUCAAAAGUGAUCCGAAAAAAUGGAAGCCGGCGUUAUUGUCGAACAUCACACCGGAAAAUCUUCCGAAACAUUAUGGAGGGUCCUUAACAGACCCUGACGGAAAUCCGAGAUAUGCCACCGUGGUGAAAAUGGGAGGUAAAGUUCCAAAAUCCUACUACACGAAAAAUAUGGAAACACCCGAAAAUGGUCCGAAGAAGGAGUAUAUAAAGGCUGUAGUGAAAAAGGGACACAAACUAACUUUAGAUUAUAUAGUUGCUGAGGAAGGGUGCUUUCUGAGAUGGGAUUUUCGUACGGAAGGGCACGACAUUCGUUUCGGCGUGACGAUGCGCGAUGAAAAUGGGUUGAACAGCCCCGUAGUUCGGCAUCGACGCGUCGCCGCGCACCAGAUCGACGAAAGCGGCGUCGUCGCGUGCCAGGCACCGGCUACAUAUACCAUAACAUUUGAUAAUACGUAUAGCAUGAUGCGUAGCAAAACGAUUCACUACUGCAUAUUCGUCACACCGCCCUUAGAAAAACUCAACAUCCUGCCCACAGACGAAGAAACGCAGAAAAUGAGCACACCCGAUAACACCCCUGAAGAUAUCCAAAGUGAGAAAAGUUCUUCAGCGGGGGAAGUUGAAGUGCAUUGAAGUUGUAUUUGUGAUAUUUGUUUUUAUGAGUAUUUUUUUGUAUCAAGAACUGCGGAAAAGGUUGUGGAACAGGCAACAUCAACAUCACGAUGUUAAUAAGGCAGUCUGGAUAUUUUACGCGUUAGUACCACACAUUUUUUAAGCAUUUUCAAUAUCCAAGCUUGCCUAAAUUUUGUAUUUUAGAAAUAUAUUUUUUUUUUAGA